Molecule: messenger RNA, 2794 nt
Organism: Cryptomeria japonica (Japanese cedar)
Lineage: Eukaryota; Viridiplantae; Streptophyta; Pinopsida; Cupressales; Cupressaceae
Product: NADH dehydrogenase [ubiquinone] iron-sulfur protein 2
Exons: 2
Coding region: 1376-2752 (458 amino acids)
Biological process (GO): mitochondrial electron transport, NADH to ubiquinone
Molecular function (GO): NAD binding; NADH dehydrogenase (ubiquinone) activity; quinone binding
Source: RefSeq, a predicted model, not a curated record
GGGGUGGGGGGGGUGGGUGGGAGGAGGCUAUGGGGCUGCUCGCCCUCAAAUUAUAUGGACCCUACUAUUCUAUGGUAGUGGUGGGGGGGCCCCUAAACUAAUCUUCCUCCCGGGGGGGCGGCUGGAGAUAUAAAAAAGGUUGGGGUUGGGAAAGCUGGAAGCUGGAAGCUUCCCGGACCCGGAUUCCGGAGAACCGUGGGGGGCACCGCUAGAUGCUCCUUCAAGGAGAAGGAAGGUUGUUGGGGGGGAACCGACCUUCUUUCAGUGGCUCGCUACCGGCUGGAAGCUUACAAGCUGGAAGCCGGCCCAUAGUUUCUAUAGGCAUUCCCCCCGGCCACCCAUAGAUCCUCCUCCAAACAAUCAAGCAACGCAGGGACCCUUACAAAUAGUAGGCCCACCUUCUGAUUGCUGGCUCGCUACCGGACAAACACAGAAACGCCGUAGGAAGGAUAGGCCUCCUUGGCGCUCUUUACCGGAUACCGAUUAACCCCUAGAUAUAUAGAUAUAUAGAUAUUAGGAAAGGUGGUGUCCUCCUCUUCGGGGCUAUGACUGAAGACUGCUAUCAAACUACGUUGGAUUCUUCAUUUAUCACGUAUGUAGACUCAACUCACUCGAGGGUCCCCCUACCUAUAUAACUGGUUUGAGUGGAGACUCGAGCUAUACUCUCCCACCCCCCCCCCUGAAAAGAUUCAUUAGAUUUAGCGGGGUCAAAUAAAGAAUAAGCUGCAAUUUGAAACUGGAGCAUGUUGCUUGCUGCUUCCCAUGGCGAGGCGGAGUAAUCGUUAACAACUAUGUUCAUCGAUGGUGAACCGUGGGCUACUCAUGCCGCUAACUGCGGAGUAAAGGAAUCCACCCGCCUUCUCCGCACAAGUCUGAUGAGGGCCAUGGUAGCCGGACGAUCCUCCUAUGGAGACAUAUGCCGCACCGACACGGGACUCCAUCCACAUAGUGGAACCGGAUUAAACAGCAAGCAAUCAUCCUCCGCCCCUACGGCGCAUGCCCUACUAUUCUAAGGGGUCCACCAAUACAGAAGAACAAACAAAGCUUGACUGGGGGAAGGGAUUCCGGCCGGGCGCCCCUACUAUUAACUAGAAUGGGGUGGGGGGGGCCAGCCGGUAUGCGGUAUGGGGAGGAGCAAGGGUAGCCCCGUAGGGGGGUAGGAGCCGGCAUCUGUAGUGUUGGGGGUAGGAGUAGGGGUAUUGGUAGGAGUAGGAGCAGUGUUCGAGCGUUCGGCUUCAAGCGGUUAGGCGGUCUUUCUCCGGCCUCUCUCUACUCCUCACCCACCCCUUCCUACUCCUCUUCCCACCGGCAAUUCUCGAGACCCAUCCCCCUUAAUGAAUUAACCUGCUAGCAUAAGCGGGCAUGUUACGUACAGAUGAUCAGAAGGAACGGGCCCUUAUAUCCGCCCGGGCCAGUCUUCUUCGUCGGUUAUAUACGUCACAUAUCAGAGGAUAGAUACUCUACAAGAUCCGGGGGGUUUGUGGAGAAGGGCCGCUUCAACUUGACCGAACCCCCGGACAUCGGUAUUGCGAAGGGAACAAUCCAUUUCUUCAUCGAUCUCUCUCCCAUGACGACUAGGAACAAACAAAUAAGAAAUUCCACUUCGAAUUUUGGACCUCAACAUCCUGCUGCUCAUGGUGUUCCACGAUCAGUAUCGGAAAUGGACGGAGAAGUGGUGGAACGUGCGGAACCGCAUAUUGGAUUACUCCAUAGAGGCACAGAGAAAUUGAUAGAGUACAAAACGUAUCUUCAGGCUCUACCCCAUUCUGAUCGUUUAGAGCACGUUCCUAUGAUGGCCCAGGAACACGCUUAUUCUUCAGCCGUAGAGAAACUUUUGAAUUGCGAGGUACCAUUACGGGCUCAAUAUAUACGAGUGUCAUUUCGCGAAAUCACUCGAAUUUUGAAUCAUUUACUUGCUCUAACCACUCAUGCUAUGGAUGUGGGAGCAUUAACCCCGUUCCUGUGGGCUUUUGAGGAGCGGGAGAAAUUGUUGGAAUUCUAUGAGAGAGUCUCGGGAGCCAGGAUGCAUGCCAGUUACAUACGACCAGGUGGAGUGGCACAAGAUCUGCCUCUUGGCUUAUGCCAAGAUAUUUACGACUUUACACGACAAUUCGCUUCUCGUAUUGACGAAUCAGAAGAGAUGUUAACCGGCAACCGUAUCCGGAAACAACGAUUAGUGGAUAUUGGUACUGUCACUGCACAGCAGGCCAAGGAUUGGGGAUUUAGUGGUGUAAUGCCAAGAGGUUCGGGAGUAUGCUGGGAUUUGAGAAAAGCAGCACCUUACGAUGCCCAUGACCAAUCGGAUUUUGACGUACCAGUGGGUACCAGGGGAGAUUGCUAUGAUCGCUACUGUAUCCGCAUCGAAGAGAUGCGACAGAGUCUGAGAAUCAUUGUGCAAUGUCUUAAUCGAAUGCCCGAUGGCAUGGUGAAAGCCGAUGAUCGUAAGCUAUGUCCCCCAUCACGAUGCCAAAUGAAACUCUCCAUGGAAUCCUCAAUCCACCAUUUUGAACUCUAUACAGAGGGUUUUUCCGUACCAGCUUCUUCGACCUAUACCGCGGUUGAAGCCCCUAAAGGAGAAUUUGGUGUGUUUCCGGUCAGUAAUGGGAGCAAUCGUCCCUAUCGUCGUAGAAUAAGAGCACCUGGCUUUGCCCAUUCACAAGGACCUGAUUCUAUGUCCAAACAUCACAUGCCAGCAGAUGUGGUCACCAUCAUCGGUACUCAAGAUAUUGUGUUUGGAGAGGUAGAUAGAUAGGUAGAGGACAGUUGGUUGCUCACCCUAGCUUCAUUGCGAGCC